AUUCAAGACUUUGAGACCGUGUUCUUUUCACUUGCUGUUGCGGAAAAUUAAUGAAGAUGUGAUCAGUGCUACGGAUGACGGUGAUGCUGGUAUUGUCAUUUUCCACAGCCGUCAGAGCAAGUUCAAUUGCCAAAGAAAACUGCCCAGAAACAUGUGGAAACGUUAGCGUUCCUUACCCUUUUGGAGUUGGCAAUCCUGAAUGUGCCAAGAACUCUUCCUUCCUGCUUAAUUGCACGCAGAACGGCCGCCUCACUAUUUCCACCAUCCAAAUUUACAACAUAUCAUUGGAGAGCGGUACCAUCACCCAUAUCAACCUCCAUAGAUGGCCUUUUACCAUCUCCUCCACCCACAACAGGUUGACUGCUUUUGGCUGCAAUACCCUGGCCCUGAUGAGCGACAGGGAAGGAAGUUUCGGAAGUGGGUGCAUAGCUCUCUGCAAUGACCGUAAAGACAUCGAAAACGAUGGUUCUUGCUCCGGUCAGGGAUGCUGGCAGACCUCCAUCCUUAAGAACAUCAAAACCUUGGACAUACGGGCUGACAGCGUAUCGAAUCGCAGUGAUAUUUUGAAUUUCAACCUCUACAGUUAUGCUCUUGUGGUUGCAAAUUCCUACAACAGCCCGAAAAUAGAUUUCCCAGCUUAUCCAACUAAAACUCCGUCACCGUUAUCACAUGUAGUUCUUGAAUGGGUGGUCGGAGAGCGGACGGAGAGCGGACUGCCAAGCAGUGGAGGUCAGACGGGGUAUUCAUGCGGUCUUAAUGCUAGCUGUGCUUACUCCGAGACCGGUGGUGGAUCUCGUUGCUAUUGCCUGCCGGGGUUCACCACAGAAAUCCCUAUCUCCUACACGAUGCCAAGGAGGAAGGAGGAGAAGUAUUUUAGAGAUAAUGGAGGUAUGAUAUUGAAGCACCAAAGAAUCAGGAUUUUUAGCGAGACGGAAUUAGUAAAGGCAACCAACAACUACGACAAUAGCCAGUUCCUCGGAGAAGGAGGCUUCGGUUCUGUCUACAAGGGAGUUUUAGCAGACAACAUCCUAGUUGCUGUUAACCAUAAGAAUGUUGUGAAACUCUUAGAUCUGUGUUUGGAAAAUAAAGUCCCAUUGCUAGUGUAUGAAUUCAUUUCAAAUGGAACCCUCCACCAUCAUAUUCAUGACAAGAGAUCACAAAUUUUUGGUUCAUGGAAGAAUUGUCUGAGGAUUGCUGCUGAGACUGCACUUGCACUUGACUAUUUGCAUUCUUUAGCAGAUCCACCAAUCAUUCAUGGUGAUGUGAAGUCCAUGAACAUACUGUUGGGUGAUCAUUACACAGCCGAAGUAUCUGAUUUUGGGGCUUCAGUACUUAUCUCACCAAACCAAACUGGAAUAGGCUCUAAAAUACAAGGGACAUUUGGGUACUUGGAUCCAAAGUACCUAAUGACUGGCAAUUUGACAGCAAAGAGUGAUGUUUAUAGUUUUGGGAGUCAGAUCGUCCAAGUUCUUAAUUUUGAGCCAGCAGAUGAUGGUGAAAUGGAGGAAGUAGAAGCAGUUGCUGAGCUUGUUAAGAGAUGCCUAAACGGUAGUGGGUUAAAAAGGCCAACCAUGAAGGUAGUCGCAGUGGAGCUUGUGAGGCUUAAAAAGCUCAGUGACAACUUUUGGGCUCAGCAGGGCAAUGAAGAAACUGAGUGCUUGCUAGGAGUAUCCUCCUCACAUACCAGUUAUGAGUUUUCAAAUAUCAAUAUGGACCAAAUGGAUACAUAUACCGUGCAUACAACAGUUGACAUUGAACAAGGAUCAACUGUUAGCAUCUAGUACUUUCUUCUACUAGUCUUUUAUAUGUUUGAAAUUUCGUUAGUUACAGUAAUUGCAACAAAAACAUGCUGCACAUUUGUGAAGCCUUUCCUUUUCGCUUAGUUCUUGCUUCUUGGUUUUCUGUGUAUUCAUAUUCAUAGGAUAAAUCAAGUGGAAGUGUUCUAUUAGCAAGAUAUCUUGUAUAACAUUUGGGAAAAAAGAAGCAGUUGACCAUGGAAUCAGAUAGAGAGGCAUGUAUUAACAGUUCAUAUGAUUUGCUGGGUCAUUCUCGUACCUUUCUUGUUUUUUCCAUUUUUACUUGAUGUUGAUUUCAUGUUGUAUUAUUGGUUAUGUCCAUCAUAUUUCUACUUAAAGUGUAUGUUGUUUGAAAGAACUAAAGGAUUUUCUCAGACCAUAGUAGCCCCUGAAUGCAGCUUGCCUUCAGAUAUGUUUGUGGAGUUGUGCUAAUAGUUCUGCUUGAGUUAAUGCAGUUUGGAUUUUAAGAUGCUUAUUCUCCUGUAAAGGUAGGAAGAGCACAAUACACCUUCCUCCUUUAU
Messenger RNA from Rubroshorea leprosula, 2317 nucleotides. NCBI's taxonomy places the organism in Eukaryota, Viridiplantae, Streptophyta, Magnoliopsida, Malvales, Dipterocarpaceae. The record is from the annotation of a GenBank genome assembly.